Molecule: messenger RNA, 2445 nt
Organism: Cydia splendana
Lineage: Eukaryota; Metazoa; Arthropoda; Insecta; Lepidoptera; Tortricidae
Product: fibrillin-1-like
Exons: 1
Coding region: 70-2430 (786 amino acids)
Source: RefSeq, a predicted model, not a curated record
GGGACUUGCAUAGCACCAGAUGUCUGCAAGUGUGAUGUUGGAUAUGUAUUUGACAGCAUUCAUAGCCAAAUGUGUGUACCAAAAUGUAAUAAUGAAUGUGGUUAUGGAACUUGCAUAGCACCAAAUGUAUGCAAAUGUAAUACAGGAUAUACAUUUGACAAUAAAAGUAACCCCAUGUGCGUUCCAAAUUGCAAAACUGAAUGCGGUAAUGGGACUUGCAUAAAGCCAGAUAUAUGCAAGUGUGACACAGGAUAUACAUUUGACAACAAAAGUAGCCCAAUGUGCGUUCCAAAUUGUAAAACUCAAUGUGGCAAAGGUACUUGCGUAGCUCCGGACGAAUGCAAUUGUACAAAAGGUUACAUAUUUGACAAAUACCACAACCCAAUGUGUGUACCUUAUUGUGAUCCUAAGUGUGGAUAUGGGACUUGCAUUGCGUCAAACGAAUGCAAGUGUAAUACAGGAUAUACAUUUGUUAACAAAAAUAAGCCAAUGUGCGCUCCGCAUUGUAAAACUGAAUGUGGAAAUGGGACUUGCAUAGCACCAGAUGUCUGCAAGUGUGAUGUUGGAUAUGAAUUUGACAGCAUUAAUAGCCAAAUGUGUGUACCAAAAUGUAAUAAUGAAUGUGGUUAUGGAACUUGCAUAGCACCAAAUGUAUGCAAGUGUAAUACAGGAUAUACAUUUGACAACAAAAGUAACCCCAUGUGCGUUCCAGAUUGCAAAACUGAAUGUGGAAAUGGGACUUGCAUAGCACCAGAUGUCUGCAAGUGUGAUGUUGGAUAUGAAUUAGACAACAUUCAUAGCCCAAUGUGUGUACCAAAAUGUAAUAAUGCAUGUGGUUAUGGGGCUUGCAUUGCGCCAAACGAAUGCAAGUGUAAUACAGGAUUUGAUAACAAAAGUAACCCAAUGUGCGUUCCGCAAUGUAAAACUGAAUGUGGCAAUGGAAUUUGCAUAGCACCAGAUGUCUGCAAGUGUGAUGAUGGAUAUAAAUUUGACGACAUUUAUACCUCAAUGUGUGUACCAAAUUGUAGAAAUGACUGCGGAAAAGGAACUUGCAUAGCACCUAAUGAAUGCAAGUGCAAUACAGGAUAUAUAUUUGACAAAAAAAGUAACCCAAUGUGCGUUCCUAAUUGCAAAACUGAAUGUGGUAAUGGGACUUGCAUAGCGCCUAAUGAAUGCGAUUGUGCAAAAGGUUACAAAUUUGAUAAAAAUCAAAACCCAAUGUGCGUACCACAAUGUGAUAUCGAAUGUGGAAAUGGGUACUGUAUGGGUCCCAAUCAAUGUAAAUGCCAUACAGCAUACAAAUUAAAUGAAGAUAAAGAUCCCAUGUGCGUACCACAAUGUACCAAUGAAUGUCGAAAUGGGACUUGCGUUGCACCGAAUGAAUGCAAGUGUCACGUAGGAUUUAAAUUGGACGCAAAAAAUAUAUGCGUACCCCAAUGUGGUGUUGAAUGUGGCCAUGGGUUUUGCAUAGCACCUAACCAAUGUGAAUGUUACGCAGGAUAUAAAUAUGAAAAUAAAAGUAAUCCAAUGUGUGUACCUGAAUGUUAUUCUGAUUGUGGAAACGGGACUUGCAUAGCACCAAAUGAAUGCAAGUGCAAUGCAGGAUAUGAAUUUGAUAACAAGAGUAACCCAAUGUGUGUACCACAAUGUCAUAAAGGAUGCGGAAAAGGGACUUGCAUAGCUCCAAAUAACUGCAAGUGUGAAAAUAGUUACAAAUUUGAUAAACAUCACAACCCAAUGUGCGUAACUCAAUGCGAUAUCGAUUGUGGCAAUGGCUCUUGCGUAUCACCUAAUCAUUGUCAAUGUGACACAGGUUAUAUAAUUACCAAAAACAGUAACCCGAUGUGUAAACCGAUAUGUCAUAACGAUUGCGGAAAUGGCUCUUGUAUAGCGCCAAAUAAAUGCCAUUGUAAUAAAGGUUACUUAUUUGAUAAUGUUAAAAAUACGUGUAUACCUCAAUGUGAUAUCAUAUGUGGAAACGGAAACUGUGUGGCGCCUAAUGUAUGUAAAUGUUUUAAAGGGUAUAAAGUUGACAAAGAUAAAGGGUUAAAUUGUGUUCCUGAUUGUGGAAAUUGUGAAGGACACUGUAUUGCUCAAGGUAAAUGUGAAUGCGAUCCACCUUUGAUAGCUACACAUGUUACUGCCGACGGUAAAGAUUGUAGUGCUAAUAGUGACGAAUGUGAACGUAUUAUUUGUACAAUUGAUGCUACUAUAACGAGUUCUAAGGAACCCAUAUCGUCUACACACGAAGAUGUUUUUAAUACGACGGAAAUAAGAAUAAUUAGUAAUAAAGAAAAUUCUGUAAGUGGCAAUGGAUCCAAAUAUAACUAUUAUGACGUCAAUGAUUCGACAACUGCAAAAGUAUCUGGUGCUCAGAAAGUUGUAGAUGAAAAUAUGGAAAAACAGAAACAAGAAAGCAAAGAUUGGUGAGUAAUAAAGAUAAUA